AUGCCACAAGAGAAUUUUGAUUUUAAGUUUAGCCAAUGUUUUGGUGACAAAGCAGACAUUGUCGUUACAGAAGCGGAUAUCAUCACGUCGGUAGAGUUUGACCCGACGGGAGACUACUUGGCCACAGGAGAUCGAGGAGGCCGUGUGGUACUGUUCGAACGUAACAAUAGCAAGCACUGUGAGUACAAAUUUCUGACGGAAUUUCAAUCGCACGACGCAGAGUUCGACUAUUUGAAGUCAUUAGAAAUAGAGGAAAAGAUCAACCAAAUCAAGUGGUGCCGACCCACUAAUCAGUCUCAUUUCCUGUUGAGCACAAAUGACAAGACCAUCAAGCUAUGGAAAGUGUACGAGAAGAAUAUCAAGCUUGUGAGCGACAACAACCUCAGCGAGGGCACGUUCGCCACGCGCGGUGGCAAUGGCGCGGCAAAAGCGGUACUUUCGCUUUCGACGCUAAAAUUGCCCCGGCUCUCACAACACGACAAGAUCAUCGCUGCGGCGCCCAAAAAGAUCUACAGUAACGCACACACCUACCAUAUCAAUUCCAUAUCCAUAAACUCGGAUCAGGAGACGUUCAUCAGCGCGGACGAUUUGAGGAUCAACCUAUGGAAUCUGGAUAUUCCUGACCAGUCCUUCAACAUCGUCGACAUCAAACCGGCCAACAUGGAGGAAUUAACUGAGGUGAUCACCAGCGCUGAAUUUCAUCCACAGCAUUGUAAUCUUUUCAUGUAUUCGUCUUCCAAGGGUACAAUCAAGUUGGCAGACAUGCGCCAGAACGCGCUAUGUGACUUCAGAGCGAAGACGUUCGAGGAAUAUUUGGACCCUAUAAAUCAUAACUUUUUCACAGAGAUUACGUCCUCGAUAUCGGAUGUGAAGUUUAGCCCCGACGGCCGCUACAUUGCAUCAAGAGAUUAUUUGACGGUCAAAAUUUGGGACGUCAACAUGGAUAGCAAACCAGUCAAGACUAUAAAUAUUCACGACCAGCUGAAGGAUAGACUGAGCGACACUUAUGAAAAUGAUGCGAUUUUCGAUAAAUUUGAGGUGAGCUUCAGUGGUGAUAGCUCGAGCUUAAUGACAGGGUCAUACAAUAAUACUUUUAUGAUAUAUCCAAAUGUUGUGAAGGAAUCAACAACAGGCACUCCAGAGAUGGAUGAAAUUGUAUUACAAGCUGACAAGACUGCAUUUAAAUCCAAGAGACUGGGCACGCUGGAGCAGCAAAGUGCGCGUAAUAAAGAAUGGGGUGACGACAUAGAUUUCAAAAAAUCUAUCCUCCAUUUUUCUUGGCAUCCAAGAGAAAACAGCGUUGCUAUCGCUGCUACCAACAAUUUAUUCAUAUUUUCUGCAUUAUAG
Molecule: messenger RNA, 1347 nt
Organism: Lachancea fermentati
Lineage: Eukaryota; Fungi; Ascomycota; Saccharomycetes; Saccharomycetales; Saccharomycetaceae
Source: the annotation of a GenBank genome assembly